AUGUCCGAGCUCCGCUACACCGCCAACACCUCCCUUGAGCAGCUCCAUGCGCGCUACACCGGCACCGGACACGCCGACACGACCAAGUACGAGCUCCUGACCAACCAGCACCGCGACACGCUGUCCUCCAUCGUCGGCCACCCGCCACUGCUGGCAUACCUCUCCAUCGCCGAUGGCGAGUGCCAGGCUCGCGAGCGCUUUGAGGUUUUGGAGCGCAUGCUCCAGCCCUGCGGCGUGCCCCCGGCCAAGACGGACGAGUAG
Messenger RNA from Apiotrichum porosum, 261 nucleotides. RefSeq lists its product as uncharacterized. NCBI's taxonomy places the organism in Eukaryota, Fungi, Basidiomycota, Tremellomycetes, Trichosporonales, Trichosporonaceae. Gene Ontology annotation, biological process: mRNA splicing, via spliceosome. The record is from RefSeq and is a predicted model, not a curated record. The transcript has 4 exons. Gene Ontology annotation, cellular component: U2 snRNP; precatalytic spliceosome. Bases 1 to 261 code for a protein of 86 amino acids.